Molecule: messenger RNA, 1288 nt
Organism: Cynocephalus volans (Philippine flying lemur)
Lineage: Eukaryota; Metazoa; Chordata; Mammalia; Dermoptera; Cynocephalidae
Gene: RPL3
Product: ribosomal protein L3
Exons: 10
Coding region: 21-1232 (403 amino acids)
Biological process (GO): translation
Cellular component (GO): ribosome; cytosolic large ribosomal subunit
Molecular function (GO): RNA binding; structural constituent of ribosome
Source: RefSeq, a predicted model, not a curated record
UGGCGGCGUUUGACGGUGAGAUGUCUCACAGGAAGUUCUCUGCUCCCAGACAUGGGUCUCUGGGCUUCUUGCCUCGGAAGCGCAGCAGCAGGCAUCGUGGGAAGGUGAAGAGCUUCCCCAAGGAUGACGCUUCGAAGCCGGUCCACCUCACAGCCUUCCUUGGCUAUAAGGCUGGCAUGACCCACAUCGUGCGGGAAGUUGAUAGGCCAGGAUCUAAGGUAAACAAGAAGGAGGUUGUGGAAGCUGUGACCAUUGUGGAGACACCACCCAUGGUGGUGGUAGGCAUUGUGGGCUACGUGGAAACUCCUCGAGGCCUCCGGACCUUCAAGACCAUCUUUGCUGAGCAUAUCAGUGAUGAGUGCAAAAGGCGCUUCUACAAGAACUGGCAUAAAUCUAAGAAGAAGGCCUUCACCAAAUACUGCAAGAAAUGGCAGGAUGAAGAUGGCAAGAAGCAGCUGGAGAAGGACUUUAGCAGCAUGAAGAAGUACUGCCAGGUCAUCCGCAUCAUUGCCCACACCCAGAUGCGCCUGCUUCCUCUACGCCAGAAGAAGGCCCACCUGAUGGAGAUCCAGGUGAAUGGAGGCACUGUGGCCGAGAAACUGGACUGGGCCCGGGAGAGGCUAGAGCAGCAGGUCCCUGUGAACCAAGUGUUUGGGCAGGAUGAGAUGAUCGACGUCAUCGGGGUGACCAAGGGCAAAGGCUACAAAGGGGUCACCAGUCGCUGGCACACCAAGAAGCUGCCCCGCAAGACCCACCGAGGGCUGCGCAAGGUUGCCUGUAUUGGAGCAUGGCAUCCUGCCCGUGUGGCCUUCUCUGUGGCACGGGCUGGGCAGAAAGGCUACCAUCACCGCACUGAGAUCAACAAGAAGAUCUACAAGAUUGGCCAGGGCUACCUUAUAAAGGACGGCAAACUAAUCAAGAACAACGCCUCCACCGACUAUGACCUGUCUGACAAGAGCAUCAACCCUCUGGGUGGCUUUGUUCACUAUGGUGAAGUGACCAAUGACUUUGUCAUGCUGAAAGGCUGUGUGGUGGGAACCAAGAAGCGAGUGCUCACCCUCCGCAAGUCCUUGCUGGUGCAGACCAAACGGCGGGCUCUGGAGAAGAUCGACCUGAAGUUCAUCGACACCACCUCCAAGUUUGGACAUGGCCGCUUCCAGACUGUGGAGGAGAAGAAAGCGUUCAUGGGACCACUUAAGAAAGACCGAAUUGCAAAGGAAGAAGGAGCUUGAUGUCAGGAACAGAUCAUACAGCUGGUGGGAUCUCAAUAAAAGUAAUUUUACAGUGA